This is a messenger RNA of Medioppia subpectinata, 1470 nucleotides long. NCBI's taxonomy places the organism in Eukaryota, Metazoa, Arthropoda, Arachnida, Sarcoptiformes, Oppiidae. The record is from the annotation of a GenBank genome assembly.
AUGGAAGCAUAUAUGGCAGGCGUACUCGAGGGCUACAUAACGGGUGGACUCAUUCAUAUGUAUUAUCUCAACACAAUCGAUGGGUAUUGCGCUAAACGUAAAGAGUUUUGCGAUGCGUUAAAGCAUUUUCAUAAGACGAACACCGCUUUCAUCGAUACUAUGAUUAAAAGUCACGCAAACGACGACUAUUGGCACCAAUUAGGGCUCGUAUACGACCAGAUGCGGGGCUUAGAGGCCGGGUAUGCGGACUGGAAAGCGGAUAAUAACGUUACCGAACACACAGUGGAAAUGGAUGUAAUAAGCGAAGUCUGGUGGUUGAACAUGAUGUCUGAAGGCCAUGAGCUCGAGGCAAUACUCACACCAAACUCAACCACGAUCGAGUACCAAGACCAUUGUUCGGCCAUGGUCAAAGUGUUGCCCGAUGGCAGCGAUCUAUACGUGACACACAACACGUGGUUCAAAUAUAACACAAUGCUUCGGGUGCACAAACAAUAUAGCUUUGCGUUCAAAAGUCUAGCCACAGGUGUUUUAAUACCGGGUCAUUCAGUAUCCAUGUCCUCCUAUCCGGGGUCUAUUUUCUCGGGCGACGACUACUACGUCCUGUCCUCAGGACUCGUAGUCCAGGAGACGACUAAUAAUAAUUACAACAAAUCCCUGUACGCAAGCGUACGGCCAAAUCAAGUCGUGUUAGAGUUUGUUCGCAAUGUAGCGGCCAAUCGGUUGGCCACUGGAGGCCGCCAGUGGACAGACAUAUUUGGUCGCUAUAAUAGCGGGACCUAUAAUAAUCAGUUUAUGAUUGUCGAUUACAAACUAUUCACCAAGGGCACGCCAGUACAUUCACUCCCAGAUAAUUUACUCUGGGUGUGCGAACAAAUGCCUGGCACUAUAACCGCGGCUGAUAUGACCAAAGUGCUCCGCGAUACCACGUAUUGGGGUUCGUAUAAUGUUCCCUAUUUUCAAAAUAUAUACAACAUGAGCGACACCGGUGGGCUCGUUCAACAAUGGGGUACGUUUUUUAGCUACAACGAGACAGCACGGGCGCGCAUAUUUUACCGAGAUCAAAAUACAGUCACCGAUUUGAGCACGCUGUAUUCGCUGAUGCGCUCCAACGACUUUCAGCAUGACCCGUUAUCGCAAUGUCACCAAUACCACCAAGAGUGUCAACCUGGGUACGCUGGUCAGCUUGCUAUAGCUGCCAGGCACGAUUUAAACUCGCCCACUGGACACUACCCAUAUAUUUUUAGUCGCAAUAUUGCCGGCGCUAUUGACGCCAAACUGACCGACAAGGAUAUGGCCGCGAGGUUAGAGAUGUUGGCCGUGAGUGGGCCCACACAUCGCCAACAGCCGCCGUUCCGCUGGUCGACUAGCGGUGCCGGCGCUGAUGACCGCCAUACGGGUCAGCCCGAUGUGUUUAAUUUCAAACCCAUUUAUACCAAGUGGUAUCCAAACAAGUGGAUUAUUUGUGUUUAA